AGGACCCAUUCGGUUGGUGAAGCGCAUGCGCGAAGAUGCAAGACGGCGACGAAAAAUUGAUCGUUACAUGACGGGUUUUCUCGCGAUAUAUUGGGUAUAAACGUCGCACGAGGAGACACACGGCGACGUGCGAUGGCAGAAGAAGAGCAGGAGAGCAAGGUCAAGGGCUUCAGGCUGCUGGGGAUCCUGGACGUCCAGAACACCCCGUGUGCCAGAGACGCCGUCCUACACGGAGCCGGGGGCUCGAUAGCUGCCGGCCUGCUGCACUUCCUGGCCACGAGUCGGGUGAAGCGCUCCUUUGACGUGGGGUUUGCAGGCUUCAUGCUCACGACACUCGGGUCCUGGUUCUACUGCAGGAUGAGCAACGCCAAGCUUCGUGCGCAGCAGAGGAUGAUCCAGGACGGCAUCAAGAACAAGGUGGUCUACGAGGGGACCGUUCUGGACCCCUCAAACAAAUCCAGGACGGCAACGCCAUCGGGGCCCUCGUGACCUCCGGCGCUGAAGCUCCUGCCCUUCCUCUGGGAGGAGGAGGAGGAGGAGGAGGAGGAGGACUUUUGAAAAGACUCGGUUGCACAAAUGAUGGAAAGAACUGCAAUUCCAGUAUCCAGUUUGUUUUCUCAUUAUUUAUUUUGAGACGUAUGGACCUUUUUGAUUGAGGAGCAAGCUGUGCAGAGAGUUCAUCUCGACCCUGAAACAACACCAAAUGAUUUAAAUUUAAUAUUUUCUCAAUGUUUUUCCAGAUGUACCAGUUAAACUCUCACUCCUCCAAAAGCCCUGUGACGCACGACUCAUGCUGAGAAUUCACCUUGAUUGUUCUUAAAUGUGUGGAAAAUAAAUUGUACGCUGAUGAAAUAAUG
This is a messenger RNA of Cyclopterus lumpus (lumpfish), 857 nucleotides long. RefSeq names its product cytochrome c oxidase assembly protein COX20, mitochondrial. The transcript is spliced from 4 exons. Gene Ontology annotation, biological process: mitochondrial respiratory chain complex IV assembly. Lineage: Eukaryota; Metazoa; Chordata; Actinopteri; Perciformes; Cyclopteridae. The coding region runs from base 133 to 489 and encodes 118 amino acids. Gene Ontology annotation, cellular component: mitochondrial inner membrane; mitochondrion. The record is from RefSeq and is a predicted model, not a curated record.